Molecule: messenger RNA, 1785 nt
Organism: Syzygium oleosum
Lineage: Eukaryota; Viridiplantae; Streptophyta; Magnoliopsida; Myrtales; Myrtaceae
Product: WRKY transcription factor 55-like
Exons: 3
Coding region: 452-1405 (317 amino acids)
Biological process (GO): regulation of DNA-templated transcription
Molecular function (GO): DNA-binding transcription factor activity; sequence-specific DNA binding
Source: RefSeq, a predicted model, not a curated record
AAGAAAUUAUUCACAACAGCAAUUAGUAAUAACUUAGAUCUAAAAGCCUUCAAAUUUCUCAUGAAACAGGGAAUAAAAAAAAAGUGAGAGGAAGCAAAGGGAGUUUCAUGAAUCACACUUCCAUCUUCCAAAUAUUUAUGAGUCAACCUUCGGUCAAGGUUAAAAAGCAAAUGUGGCCUAUUUGACAAAGUCAUCUUUCCCAGGUUUCCUUUCUUCUUCCUCUACCGUGUCCAACAAUCAAUUCUUGUCACUUUCUGAAUAAUUUCCAACACAUACUAAAAAUUUGUGAGCAGCCACACUAGAAAAAACCCAGCAAAAAUAUAAUCAGCAAUAUAGAAAUCAACACCUAUCAGUUUAUAUGUCCUCUAGUGCAUGCAGUUUGUAAUAAUGUCCAAAUGCUUUUUUUCUGCUGACCAAUAGAGCAAGACGAUCCCCAGAGUCCAAUAAAAUUAUGGAAGAUGAAACCAAGUUUUUAAUUCUUCAAGGGUGCAAGUUGGCCAGAGACCUUGAAUCCAACCUACCAACUGUGGCAAACCAGCCCCAGAUAAGAGUAUCCGAGACCUGCGAAGUGAUCAUAAGAAUUUUCACAUCAGCUUUGGAGAAACUGAUGAACAACAUGAACAGUGAGGAAUCAACUGAAGGUUACCAAAGUUGCUUUCCCAGGUUAUUGCCAGACAAUAACUGGGGAAGUGGAAAGAAAGUGGGAUCAGAUCAUCAGGUGAGAGCCAAAUUGCUUCUUAAAGCUGAGAUGGGUCAAGGAAGUAGCGAUGGUGAAGGCUGUGCAACAUUUAGAGGCCUCGGAGGUGGAAUACUGUCCAUGGAGGUUUCAUCAGAUCUCAACAGAACAGCUUCAUCCUCACAAAGAUCUCGAAGGAGUGUUUAUUUUAGGAGGGAUGAAGGUGAGAAACGGGUAAUGAGAGUCGCAGCUCCUCAGAUGGGCAACACCGACAUUCCUCCGGACGACGGGCACACUUGGAGAAAAUAUGGUCAGAAAGCAAUUCUCGGAUCAACCAAUCCAAGGAGUUAUUAUCGUUGCACCCACCAAAAAUUAUACCAGUGCCCCGCAAAGAAGCAAGUGCAGCGACUCGAUGACGAUCCUCGCUUAUUCGAAGUGAUCUACCACCACGAUCACACGUGCCAUAUGUCCCCGACUGCACCGUUGUUUCCGCCGCAGCCACCAUCAGCAAAUGUCAUUCCGAUGGAUUUGGAUCUAUGCAGGUUUAGCGGAUCAAGCAGCACCAUCCCGGUGGUCGGAGGCAGCGGCUCAGGCACUUCGGCUGCUCGACACAAUAAAGAAGUCGUCGAGUACCCAGUAGCAGAUAUGGCAACUGCGAUGUUUAAUCCCGGGACCAACAAUCCAAGCACCAUAGACAUGAUUUUCCGCAACUCCAAGGAAGGAAAAUAAGAUUUAAUUGGGUUUGUCUGAAUGAAAGCUAACACUUCAAAACCCAAUUGCAGGAGGAGGAUAAGCAAAACAUGGUUUGAUUAAUAGUCUUCAUCUUUGGUAGUCUUUGUAAAGAAAUUAUUCAUUUGCAAUUACUGUCUGAAUAAGUCAGAUACUGACUGUCUAGACUUACGUAUAGUCCGUUGUACUCUAAUGCCGGCACCACUUAAUGUUUAUUGUGAAAUUAAUGUUCAUGUAUACCUUAUUAGGUCGCUCUAUAAGCAUAUGACAGAAUCUUUACUUUACUUUCUCCUUUGCUCGAGUGUAAAUAAGCACUUGGGAGUAUGUCAUAUGAUGUAGGAUCCUAUUGUAUUCAACUAUUUAUAGAUAAAUGAUAAAUU